CAGUUUCCCAAGUCUUAUUCCCCAUUUCUACGAGCCACUCCUUCUUACCCAUCGAACCCAUACGUCGAAUGCCGCCAUCGCCGACCGCAACCUCAGCCUCGGCCGCUGCUGCUGGUUCUUUAUCAUCCACCUCAUCGGCAACUGCUGCCUCUGCCUCAGCCUCGUCCGCGACCCUGCCGGACAAGCCAUCCGCGAGUAGUGCAUCGGGCUGGGCGGCGACCGGCGAGGUCCUUGCGCGGUCCAUUGCGCGCAUCCCGCAUCCGCCGCUCUGGCUGCCAGUCAGCGCAAGUCUCUUUGCAGGAGGCGUCGUCGUGUACCACGUCCUCUUCACAUACGGCCUGUCGACAGCCAUCUUUGCCUACCACCCGUUGCUCAUGGCCAUCGGGUACUUUAUGUUGCUCUUGCCAGCUUCACACUUUCUGGGCAGAUACUCGCCGCUGCCGCAAGGCCAAGCAAGCUUCCCAAGAGCGCGCAAGGUGAACUGGCAUUGGAUUGCAAUGGCCGUGGCGAUGGUUGCCAUUGUCGGUGGGUUUUACGCCAUCUACGAAUCGCGCACCAGAAACAACAAAAUCCACUUCAAGUCGUGGCACGCCAAGAUUGGCGUCGCUGCGAUCGUCUUUGCCAUCGUGCAGGGCUUCUCGGCGCUGCCAAUGCGAUUCCCAAAUCUCCGACCUGCUGGCUUUGAUAUGGGCCAGAACGUGCGCCUUCACCGCAUCUGGUCGGUUGUCGUCCUUGCCGCAACGGCCGUCUGUCUGAUUCUGAGCUUUUUCACCGGCUGGUUUCUCCGGAACUCGUCGCUAUCCAUGGCACUCGUUAUGGUCUUGUGCGUUGUUGUGACUGUCGGCUCUGCGUGCCGCUCGGCAUUGAGGUUGUAGAUCCGAUUCAUCUGGAAAUCAAACGUUGAAUGUCAACUGACCAAGACGUGCCAUCAACAUCCUCACCUGCCAUUGCUUUUGCCAGUCUGUGCGCGAUUGAUUCAUUGAUUGAUUGGCGCGCCAGCGAGUGCGCAAUGUGGCAGUGUUUUUUUGUACAACAUCAUGCUUAUUCAGU
This is a messenger RNA of Capsaspora owczarzaki ATCC 30864, 1050 nucleotides long. RefSeq lists its product as hypothetical. NCBI's taxonomy places the organism in Eukaryota, Filasterea, Ministeriida, Capsasporidae. The transcript is spliced from 2 exons. The record is from RefSeq and is a predicted model, not a curated record. Gene Ontology annotation, molecular function: transmembrane monodehydroascorbate reductase activity. The coding region runs from base 69 to 875 and encodes 268 amino acids.